AUGUCUGACUCGUCGGAAUCCCAAGAAUCCUUAAACGUCUACCAUUAUCUUCCCUCGGACGACAAGGAAUUCCCUGAGCCCCCGCCGGUGUACUCGAAACAUGCAGAGCCCAAGGUCCCUGAAGUGUACGAGGGUGGACCGGGCCUCCCACAGCUCCCGGCGUUCCUCCUUGCGCUGCCCGACGGGACCAUCACCUUGACGUUCAGCCAGUUGUACGGCCUGAGAGUGGCAGUCGAUAAUUCGUAUUCUCCUGGCAAGGGGACGGAAGUGGUUCCCUGGUGUUCACGACGAGCGGACGGGGCUUUCAUCCUGCUGCCGAAGUCCCAGAUGCGACAUGAAAUUACCAUGGUGCAUAUGUCUGGACAAUCCAAGAUCAAACACCUACAGCUUGUUCGGCUGGAUCAGAACUCGCAGCCUGAGACAUGGCAACCUAUUGUCAACCUCGCAGUCGAUGUCGGAGAGGAGGCUUUCAAGAGCGAGUCCUUCGAGCGCGCGCAGGGAAGAGUCUUCCUCGAUCUCAGGAUCGAUACGAGCUUUGCCUACGCGGAUGGGCUCGCAACAGCCACCGUCCUCAUCCGCCACCAGGACCGAAGACUGGCGGAAUUUGUUUUCCCCAUUAUUCCCGCGUAA
This is a messenger RNA of Aspergillus heteromorphus CBS 117.55, 630 nucleotides long. RefSeq lists its product as uncharacterized. The record is from RefSeq and is a predicted model, not a curated record. The transcript is spliced from 3 exons. Lineage: Eukaryota; Fungi; Ascomycota; Eurotiomycetes; Eurotiales; Aspergillaceae. The coding region runs from base 1 to 630 and encodes 209 amino acids.